Messenger RNA from Serpula lacrymans var. lacrymans S7.9, 1022 nucleotides. RefSeq lists its product as uncharacterized. The record is from RefSeq and is a predicted model, not a curated record. NCBI's taxonomy places the organism in Eukaryota, Fungi, Basidiomycota, Agaricomycetes, Boletales, Serpulaceae. The transcript has 5 exons. Bases 141 to 644 code for a protein of 167 amino acids.
GGCCGCAAGGCGAUCUGCACUUAUUCCUGUCAUUUGGUUUCCUCGAGUUUUCCAUCAGGUUUCAAGGCUUCAGUCCGUGCAGCUUCUGCUCGCAUAUCUUUCGUUCUUUUGUACUACAUUCAUUUGUCUAUACUCUCAAGAUGUUCUGGUUUCUCUUGGUUUCUGCUGUGUUGGGCCUCCUUUCGACGACGAAUGCUGCAUCGGCCUACGAUAUCGAUACCGACUCGACUCUACUGUAUCUGUACGCUCAUAACGUUUACCGAGCCGGGUACAACGCGUCGCAGCUAACCUGGUCGACUGAUUUGGCUUCCAAGGCGCAACAAUGGGCUAGCAGUUGUCAGUUCAAGCAUAUUAAUAGCGAACUGGGACCUUACGGUGAAAACAUCGCAGCUGGCACUGGAUUUUUCUCUAUCAUCAACGCGAUGGAGAUGUUCACUCAGGACCAGUCCUCCUUUAAUCCACUGAGCCCAUCGUUUUCUGAUUUCACGCAAGUUGUAUGGCAGUCUACUACGCAGCUUGGUUGUGCGAUGGCCCAAUGUGGAGACAUAUUUCCUUCAUCGUACGGCAAUGCUUUGCUACACGUCUGCCUGUAUAAUCCCCCGGGUAAUAUAAUUGGAGAACUACAGUCGAAUGUCAUAUUUUAAAUUGGCGCUAUAUUAUGAUUUUACACAUUUUGGGCAUUCUUGUUUCUUCGCACUUUCUGUUUGGGUUUACACUGUUUUCUUGAAGUAUACAAGGUUAUUGGGCGCGGUGGAUCUGACUAAGUCACUGGGCUUUGCUCUGGGAGCAUUGUAUUAUUUUGACACCGUUGUCUUCAUGCUGUUAUUUCCUUUCUUGUUGAAAUGCACGUCUGAACGAUCCCUUCCAUCAUUGAUUUGCAGAGAGAUACGGGUGACAUGCAAUAUUAAUCGCACGUACCGGUGUUAACGCAGAUCACUGGUAAGUUCAUCCUUCUUUGCCCAAAUCAGAAAAUGCGUAGUUUGGUAGUAUUAUCUCAUUCAAUUUCCCUCCACUGCGCCUGU